Molecule: messenger RNA, 5856 nt
Organism: Nomascus leucogenys (northern white-cheeked gibbon)
Lineage: Eukaryota; Metazoa; Chordata; Mammalia; Primates; Hylobatidae
Gene: TBL1X
Product: transducin beta like 1 X-linked
Biological process (GO): regulation of transcription by RNA polymerase II
Cellular component (GO): histone deacetylase complex
Molecular function (GO): transcription corepressor activity; protein binding
Source: RefSeq, a predicted model, not a curated record
GUGAGGGAGGGGCCGACGGCGGGGGCGGACCCCUGGCGGUCUUCUUGGCUGGGGUCCGCGCGCUCGCGGCAGCUCCCCGUGGAGGUCACUGCCCGUGCCAGUCCCUCCCGCUGUCCCGCCCUCUCCCGCUGCUGCCGCUGCCGCCGCCGCCGCCGCCGCGCCCGCCUCAGCGCCCCCACUCCACGCUCGGGAGCGAGGAGCCGCCAGCGCCCCCGCCCCGCCGCCGCCGCAGCGCCCUCCGGCCGCCAUUCGCCACCGAAACUUUCCAGCGCCCGCGCUCUCUCCGGGACUCGGCGGCGGCGGGGCGGGGGCGGCCCGGGGGCGGCGCGCGGCUGCUCCGGGGCGCCGGGCCCUCUUCGGCCGCCGCACGGCCGGGGCUCGGAGGCUGCCGGCCAGAGGCAGGUUCGGAGCGCGGCCGGGCGCGCGGCGCCGCCACAAGUUGCGCUGCUCGCGGCGAGAUUUCCGUGAGGGUGGAAGAAAAUCAUAUCAGAUGCCUCGCAGAGCACCAGGCCCACCGUGAAAGGCUGGUCCCCGCAGACGGCUUCCCAUUUCUAUGACCGGAUGCUGGGAAGCCUGCUGGUCCACGGGUCCAUACAUGAAGUCACCAUAAGGAGCCCUGGCCUCCUUGCAGAAACAUCGAGGUGACAUGUAGCAUGACCGAGCUCGCUGGCGCCUCUUCAUCGUGCUGCCACCGCCCUGCAGGAAGAGGGGCCAUGCAGUCAGUCUUGCACCACUUUCAACGUUUGCGAGGGAGAGAGGGUGGUUCCCACUUCAUCAACACCUCAUCGCCGCGAGGUGAGGCUAAGAUGAGCAUAACCAGUGACGAGGUGAACUUUCUGGUGUAUCGGUAUCUCCAGGAGUCAGGUUUUUCCCACUCGGCUUUCACAUUUGGGAUUGAGAGCCACAUCAGCCAGUCCAACAUCAAUGGGACGCUAGUGCCACCGGCCGCCCUCAUCUCCAUUCUCCAGAAGGGCCUGCAGUAUGUAGAGGCCGAGAUCAGUAUCAAUGAGGAUGGCACAGUGUUCGACGGCCGCCCCAUAGAGUCCCUGUCACUGAUAGACGCUGUGAUGCCCGAUGUGGUGCAGACGCGGCAGCAGGCAUUCCGAGAGAAGCUCGCUCAGCAGCAAGCCAGUGCGGCGGCAGCGGCAGCCACGGCAGCAGCGACGGCAGCCACCACGACCUCAGCCGGCGUUUCCCAGCAAAAUCCAUCGAAGAACAGAGAGGCCACAGUGAAUGGGGAAGAGAACAGAGCACAUUCAGUCAAUAAUCACGCAAAGCCAAUGGAAAUAGAUGGAGAGGUUGAGAUUCCAUCCAGCAAAGCCACAGUCCUUCGGGGCCAUGAGUCCGAGGUGUUCAUUUGUGCCUGGAAUCCUGUCAGUGAUUUGCUAGCCUCCGGAUCCGGAGACUCAACUGCAAGGAUAUGGAACCUAAAUGAGAAUAGCAACGGGGGCUCCACCCAGCUCGUGUUGAGGCACUGUAUACGAGAAGGGGGCCACGACGUCCCGAGUAACAAAGAUGUCACCUCACUGGACUGGAAUACCAAUGGAACACUCUUGGCUACAGGUUCAUAUGACGGUUUUGCAAGAAUAUGGACGGAAGAUGGUAACCUGGCCAGCACCUUAGGCCAACAUAAAGGCCCCAUCUUUGCCUUGAAAUGGAACAGAAAGGGGAAUUACAUUUUGAGUGCUGGUGUAGACAAAACAACAAUAAUUUGGGAUGCCCACACAGGAGAAGCCAAACAGCAGUUUCCUUUUCAUUCGGCCCCCGCCCUUGAUGUGGACUGGCAGAACAACACGACCUUUGCCUCCUGUAGCACAGACAUGUGUAUCCAUGUGUGCAGGCUCGGCUGUGACCGCCCAGUCAAAACCUUCCAGGGACACACAAACGAGGUCAACGCCAUCAAAUGGGAUCCUUCUGGAAUGUUGCUGGCGUCCUGCUCGGAUGACAUGACAUUGAAGAUCUGGAGCAUGAAACAGGAGGUGUGCAUCCAUGAUCUUCAGGCUCACAAUAAAGAGAUCUACACCAUCAAGUGGAGCCCCACUGGGCCCGCCACCAGCAACCCAAACUCCAACAUCAUGUUGGCAAGUGCUUCGUUUGAUUCUACGGUGCGACUGUGGGACAUAGAGCGAGGCGUCUGCACUCACACGCUCACGAAGCAUCAGGAGCCUGUCUACAGCGUAGCUUUCAGCCCUGAUGGGAAGUACUUGGCCAGCGGAUCCUUCGACAAGUGCGUCCAUAUCUGGAAUACUCAGAGUGGAAAUCUCGUCCACAGCUACCGAGGCACUGGCGGCAUUUUCGAGGUGUGCUGGAACGCCCGAGGAGACAAAGUGGGCGCCAGCGCGUCCGACGGCUCUGUGUGUGUUUUGGAUCUGCGGAAGUAACCACAAAAUAUCAUCGAAAAAACAAAAGAAUUCUAAUGACCAGCCGUGAAUGUGUAGGGGUUGCAGUUCUAUUCUCCAAAACCGCAGGAACUUGACUUGCGUUAGAGUGUGCUCUGAAACCAACUCGUCUCUGGCCGCAGGAGUCUAUAUGUUUUCGUAAUCUUCAUCAAGAAGUUUUUAAAAGGCGAGCAAAAACAAAAGCAAAUCAUAUCAAACGGGGAUAGAAUGGUUUCCACUGAGGACAUUCAGUCUGGGAAGGAGGAAGUCACCAGCUCGAGGCGUGUGGAUUGGUUUCCACCCGGAACAGGCUCUGUGAUGGCUGAAUGGAAAGAAAUGUAAAAAGCUGUGCCAAAAAAAAGCAAAAUGCUGUGAUAAACCAAACAGGGAAGGGGGGAAAACCCUCCUCCUUGGGGUUUUUUAUUUUUUUGUUUUCCCUGACAAUUUGGACACUACAGUUGCUCUCACAAAGGAUGUUCAAAGACCAGUUUGUACCGAUGAAAUGCGCAACUUUGUAAUCCCAACACUUUCUAUUUCCUAGAAUCUUCUUUGUUCGUGGGGUGGUUUUUCUAUCGGCUGGAAUUCUGUCUUCUGGGGGCCUUCUGUCUGAGAUGGAAGCUGUCUUGGGCUUGUUGUCUCUUCCCUCUGUUGCUCCCUGCCCCUCCCCCUGCCUUUCCACUCUCUCUGGUGAGCUCAGCUUUUUCAGUGCACCCUCAAGAGAUGCAGCCCCGUGGACAUGAAGACACAAUCUCCCAUGGACAGCUUUUCCCCUUCCGCCCUCUCCCACCCUCUCCUCCCCUUGCGCUUGCGCUCGCUUUCUCACUGGCGUGCUCGCUCUCUCUCCCUCCCUCUGUACCUUUCUCAUAGUUGCUUCAGAUCUUAGGUCUCAAGGGCACUUUCGCGCAUAGUAAGUGCUUUAUGUAAGAAGGCAGGGCAGGGGGGCUUUUUACAGGAGAAAAAAAAAUGACUUAUAAGAGAAAGAGCCUGGAGUAUUUUUGGAAAAAAAAUAAUAUUUUUAUGUUAAAACAAUUUUAAAAUCUUAAAAUGGCCAUCAGACAUAGAGAGCUUUGUGUGAUUCAUGUUUUAAAAAGAACUGAAGAAGCCACAGGCAGGGCCUGAGGGAGCCCCUGGCUUUCCCCUCAGCCUCAGGAAAGGUGGUCAGGAAAACUGGCUGGACAAGGGUCAGUCUUUAGGGGUCAGCAGUGAGAUUGCUCUGCAGCCAGUGAGGGAGGUCCCAUCCACGCCGGCUGCGAGAAGAACCUCGCAUCUUUUGGUGUGUACGCACCUUGGCGGCCAGCAGGAAAGCAGCGAAGAGCCGCGUGCCCUCUGGCCUCAAGGGCGCAUUGGCAGAACCAUAGGGUACUGCAGAAGCCGUCGAAAACGACAGCUCGGCUGGAUUAGGCGUGUUGGCUACGUCUUUCCCACAACCGUAUAACGACCGAUGAGCAGGCUUGGCGAGUCCUUGCAGAGCUGACAUAGAGGCUCCCGCAUGUCACUUAGUCUAACGCUGACAGAAAUGAAUGCAGAAGGAAGAUUUUCAGUCCUGAACGUGAAUUAUAGAGGUAGAACGUCGCUAAUAAUUUCUGCCAUCUUUAUAAUUUCUUUCUCUCACAGAAGACUAGGAGAAAGAUCUUUUCUAAAUAAUCUUUUUGCUGUUUUUAAAAAAUUAAACAAGGCUUUGUGUUCCUAGAAGAGCUUCAUUUCAGUGAAUCUGGUGACCUUCAUCUGCUUGCUGUCAUAACCUGACACUGACUUAUUUUUUUCAUUAGCAAGGGGGAAAAGGCCAAAGGACAAGGACCUCUUCUCCCAUUGGUUUUCCUGUGGGCAGAAGGGCUGAGGAAGUUGGCCCGGCCCGUGGGGGCUGCUGUGUCACCAGCAGUGGGUAGGGUGCAAUCUGGUGUGUGUUCCAGCAGCGAGAUGGUGUUAUUGUGAAGGUGGCAUUCAUCUGCGGAGCCAAAACCCAGCCGUCAGGGAAGGGUCAGGGCUUCCUCUGGAACUUGGAAUGUGCCAGGACCACCUCCAAAAGCCAGGGUGUGUUGACCAUUCUCAGAUCGUUGAUUGGCCUCCACUUGGGUAUGUGAAUUGUUCAUGUCCCCGAAGACCAAAAAGUGCUCUGGUUCUGAAAUGAGUAUCUUAUUCGGGCUCUGUUUCCGAAACACUUAGCAAAGAAGGUCACAGUGAUGUGGAGUCGCCACACCCAUCCUUGAAGAUAGCCAGUGUCCCCGGAUGAGGUGAUGAUUUCCCAUCCCAAGGACUCUGUUAAGUUUAGAGUACAGUUUGUUGGGGUCCAAAAGACACCAUCUCUACCCCACCCAAAUAAAAAUGCACUCAUCUCUGCAGAGCAUCUGCUGUCAAAGGCCAGCCUGUCGUUAGGACAUGGCUUGUGCUUGGCAAACCAGUAACUACUGUGGGAUGCUGAUGGUGGGAUGUGUCGCAAGCGAUUCACUAGACAAUCUUCGCGUGAAUGUCGGUAGCCAGGGUCUCUCUCGAGGGAUGGCUUUAGUCUUGAUGAAUGUGAACCACAUCAGAAUUGUUAGGUAGAAACCUGGGCUGGGAGGCCUCGGACCCCAGGCUCCAUCCCUGGCUUCCCCAGCCGGCGGCCGCAAGCAAAACCAAGCGCGAGAUGCAGCUAGCACCCUUCAUAUCCAUCCCCGUUCUCAGCAGGACGACACCACGGACAGCCGUUUUCGGAGCCUCCAGCAUUUGCGCACCACUACUCACCCUCUCUGCUGCUGCGGUGUUGGUAGAGUCAUCCCUGUAAUCAAGAAAUGGCCCGUGGAAUGUUAUUGUUCAACGUUGUUUACAGCUCUUAAAACAUGGUGAGGAAUUGCCUAAGUCUCAGUGACCAAACGUGACCUUGAAAGCAGACAUAGCAUGACAGACCUUCUUCGAGUCUUUGGUUGGGUUCACAGUGACCGAGAGUCAGGUCCAGCACAUACCUGGGAAAGGGAUGCUGCCCCAAGGGGGACCAAAAGGGCCGGACGUUACAGGGUGAAACCCUCUGACCCCUCGCGACACCGUAGGACUUGACUUUUGUUUAGUCUUUCUAAGAAAUAGAUCAUGGAGCCACGUGAAGUGCACUUUGUCAAAUGUAAGGGUCUGCUGUGUUCUUGUUGCUUUUCUCUUUUUUAACCUUUUGUUCCGCCAUUAAAAAAAAAAAAAAAAGAAAAAAAGCUUAUGUUUCUUGUCAAAUGCAGAAAUGUUCCUUCCGCCACUCACUGAAGUUUUGCAUUCUGGCUUGUGCAGUUUUUAUUGUCUGUGUCAGACGUACAGCCAGACGUGUUCUCUAUUGGCAUUUUUCCAAUUCUGUUCAGAUGACAUUGACCGCCGUUUCAUCCCCCCCGCCACCUGUACUCACCCUCACGCUCUUUGAAGAAAAAAAAAUCACCUUGUGUGUUGUAGCUCAUUUGUUUCAAGAGAGAAUCAACAGAUCAUAUUCAGUGUCUUGAAUAAAUUGCUCUAUUUUGAUAUUAGAGAA